AUGAUCCAAGGUGAUAAAGUUGAGAACAUCCCUCUGGAGCCUCCACUCCUCAUAGAUAUAGUGAGAAGCCAAAUACACGUAAUUAGAAUUGUCCGGGAAGACCAGCUGACUCUCAUUGAGACUGAUAGUAGCAACUAUCACUGGAUUCUCCUUCUUCCUUCUCUUGGGAGUUCGCAGCUGAGACAUGUUAUGAUUGGUUAUUUCGAGACAACGCAUGAGAUGGUUCCUGAGAUGCGUUGUCCAUCUGUUGCUUGA
Molecule: messenger RNA, 255 nt
Organism: Eruca vesicaria subsp. sativa (arugula)
Lineage: Eukaryota; Viridiplantae; Streptophyta; Magnoliopsida; Brassicales; Brassicaceae
Source: the annotation of a GenBank genome assembly